AUGCAAAGCCCGACCACCUCAAUCGUGCUCUCCCUCUCUCUACGAUUCAGCUUCUAUGUUGUUUCUUUCUCUCUCUGCGAGCCCAAAACUCCGACAUCGGCGAGCCAAAACUCCGACAUCGGCGAUGAAUCGGCAAGUUUGUCGAGGAAGGAGAGACGGCUGGAUAUAGUGAGUUUUCCUGACGAUGGCGAUCUUUUCCUCAGAGAGGUUUCAACAGGGGAAAGAAGGAGGAGUGUUGUGGGAGUGACGGAAGUGAUGCUGAAACAGGAGGCGAUGGAGCAAGAAGUAAAAUUACUUGAGAAUCUCAAUCAGAUAUACUCUGGCUUGCCCGGAAUGUUGGGCUCCUCUUCUUCGGAUACUCCUUCUUCGUCAUCGUCUUCGGCAAUAAGAGCUUGGAGGACUGCCUUUCUGACUCUCCGGGACGAAACCCUAACGAGCAGGCCUAAAUCGAAGUCAAUAACGCAACUUCUCAAUGAUCUCAUUUUCUCUCAUUUCCGGGCUCUCAUGUCUGCCGCCCCCGACCUUCCUCCUCACGAGGUGACCUCUGAUCUGCUGUUCUUAAUGGAACUGGCUGCAAGUUCUCCAGGCGGCCAAGAUGUGUCACCUAUCUAUGUUUAUGUUUCCUCUUUGGUGCAUGCAUAUUUGCAAGCUUCAACGUGUGACUCUUCAAUUGAAUUCUUCUUCUUGGGUUGUUGUGAUCAACUGUUUCUCCGCUAUGGUGCACUUCUUCCUCGGCCAAGCUGGUUCCAGACCCCAAUUUUCGUUGGGGCACGCUGUGGAAUGCUUGGGGACCGUAAGAUGUCUGGCCUCCAUCUAUUAGCCGAAAAGUUUGCUAUCAGAUGA
Linum tenue is the source of this 843-nucleotide messenger RNA. The record is from the annotation of a GenBank genome assembly. NCBI's taxonomy places the organism in Eukaryota, Viridiplantae, Streptophyta, Magnoliopsida, Malpighiales, Linaceae.